GUCGUUUCAUCAAAGAGCCAAAAGACAAAGACGACAACUCUCACCGAUCAUCACUAAACGCAAAAUCAAAAUCAAACCCUAAUUUCUUCUGCUUCUCCAAUUCCAUUCAAUUCUAACUUCAAUUUUCCUUCUAUUUCUUCCGAAAAUCGAACCAACCCUUCAAUUGUUGCGGUGGCAAUCAACUGCAGAAUCCCCAACACGUGCGCUUCUCAGAUAUUGCCACCAUUAAUCCCUUCUUGGGAGCUUGUAACACGUGUCCCUUUCCUUUCCCGAAAGCUGCAACCUUUUCCACCUGUGGUUUUGUCCUCUGUUCUGUGAUAAAAGGGUAAAAAAAUGGGGUCUUUCUUGAGUUCACAGAAUAUAAGCAAAGAGGAACUUGAAAUGGCGUUGAAUAAGGCUAAGCAGAUUGCAUCUUCAGCUCCUGUUGUCGUUUUCAGUAAGACUUAUUGUGGAUACUGCAAGAGGGUCAAAGAUCUUCUCAGACAGCUAUCAGCAUCUUUCAAAGUCAUUGAAUUGGAUGAGGAAGGAGAUGGUGGUCACAUUCAAGCAGCUCUAGCUGAGUGGACAGGACAGAAUACUGUGCCUAAUGUAUUCAUUGGAGGGAAACACAUUGGUGGUUGUGAUUCUGUUUUGGAGAAACACCGAGCAAACCAACUUGUUCCCCUCCUCAAUGAUGCUGGAGCCAUAGCCAAUAACUCUGCUCAGCUCUGAAUUCAAUACUCACACACAAAUAAUACACAAUGUUUUGUUGCAUAUUAUGGAAUAGAAUAAUGAAAGAGAGAAAGUGUUUUUGUCUUUGUAUGAACAUAAAGUGCAAGUGUGCAACCAAGAGGUUUGUAAUGCAAUCUUAGCAUUAAAUAUGGGAUGGUGGUUUGUUUUCAGAACUUGUCUAGUCAUAUGAGUGAAUGCAGAAUGAUAGAUAAAAGUUUGAUGGA
This is a messenger RNA of Arachis duranensis, 935 nucleotides long. RefSeq names its product glutaredoxin-C1. Gene Ontology annotation, biological process: cellular response to oxidative stress. Lineage: Eukaryota; Viridiplantae; Streptophyta; Magnoliopsida; Fabales; Fabaceae. The record is from RefSeq and is a predicted model, not a curated record. The transcript has 4 exons. Bases 334 to 711 code for a protein of 125 amino acids. Gene Ontology annotation, cellular component: cytoplasm. Gene Ontology annotation, molecular function: glutathione disulfide oxidoreductase activity.